GCGCUGAUUCGCGUCUGUCUGUGGUCUUUGUGACGUCACACUAUUGAUUGUGAAAAGGAAAGAGAUCGUCUUUUGGAGACGCCAUCUUUUUAAAGUGAUAUAAGUUUUUGGUAGCGUAGAAUAUAGUUAAAAUCUAAAGUAAUCUUCGUUAGGAAAUUAGCAUUUGAGCUUAGAUAAUUAAUAUAUUAUAAUACCGAGUGAAACUGCCCAAGUUGGUGGUUAGUGCGAGGGUAACCUCCUGAUGGUGUGUACAUCGCAGCAUGUCUGCACUCUCGACGCCGGGCGGCGGAGGUACUACGGCGCAGACGAAGCCGACGUCCGGCAAGCAAAAAUAUCAGAAGUUGGACAUCAAUAGCUUAUACUGCGCCAAUAGAAACGAAAAUUCAGAACCGUCCUCAGUAAAAUCUCAGCUAAGCCGCAAACAUGGAAUGCAAAGUCUUGGAAAAGUACCUUCGGCAAGACGCCCACCGGCCAAUUUGCCUUCUCUGAAAACUGAAACUGGUCAAGAUCCAAACACUAACUCUAUUUCUGCUGCUCCUACUACUGUAUCUACUACGCCAGCAACAUGCUCCUCUCAAAUUAUAACUACAACAUCGAACAUCGGUGUGGUUGCGGGCACAGGUCCCGGCGGCUGGGUAGCGUUGCCGCCGCCUUCAUCGCCACAUUUCCGCACAGAGUUCCCUUCGCUAGAAGCAGCAGCUCAACCCUCACACCGCUCUACGGAACAUUCAGGACCGCAGCCACAACUCAGACCACAAACGGAAGGCAGCUGGACGUGCGGUGGUACUGUCGGCGUGCGUCAAGAAGCCGCAUCAUCUCCCGCCGCCGCGCCCGCCUCGACGCCCGCCUCACAACAAACGCCCGCCUUCCGUGCUAUACUGCCGUCCUUCCUGAUGAAAGGUAGCAACGGCAGUGGGCUCGGGCUGGGCACGCUGGGGGCAUUGCGCGAGACGCGCGGUACCGCCCCACCCGGCGGAGGCGGAUCGCCCGCCGGCCAGCGGCCUGCGCCGCGCCCGCCGCCUGCCACGCCGCGCGCUGUCGAGCUGCUCACCGCGCGUCCCAUCCUGCGCGACGAGCAGAUCUCCUCGCUCGACGACAUCUCGCGCGACGCCGGCUGGGCGCAAAACGACGACAUUGAUUACGAUCAAAAAUUAGAUUUCUCCGAUGGAGAGUCGUCGGCCCCCAAGUCUGCAAAUAAAAAUAACCGGGCCCACGUUGAAACAGAACGAGUGGACGCGAAACUCCAAGAACCCGGAGACGAGGAUCAAAUUUGGGCAGAACGCCGACAGAAACAUAAUAACGAGGUCACUCAGGCGGUGGCCCGCGCUAAACAGCGCAAGGAAGAGGAACAAAGGCGCCAGAUGCGCGAUUCAACGCAGCAGCUGCCGAAAGAUUCUCGUGAUAGAUCUGACAGAGGCGACAGGGAUCGCAACGAUAACAGGGAAAACAGGGAUAGGGAGCACGAUACGCGAGACAAAGAAAGGGGAGAUAACAGAGAUCGUGCCGAUAAUAGAGAAAGAGACCGCAUGGAUAUUAGGGAUAAAGAACGUAAUGAUACUCGAGAUAAUAGGGAUAGGGAAGGGCGUGACAAAGAUCGCGUCGAUAACAGAGAUCGCGACCGUAUGGAAAACCGGGACAGAUUCGAUAAUAGAGAUCGCGAUCGGGACGUAAGAGAUAGAGACCGAGAUCGUGAUCGCGACAGGAUAGAUAAUAGAGAUCGAGGUCGCAUGGAUAAUAGGGAUCGCCAAGAGAGUGAAAAGGAUAGAAUGGAUAAUCGCGACAGAGAUCGCAAUGAUAACAGGGAUCGUGGAGAUCGUGAUAGAUUUGAGAGGGACAACAGGGAACGCGGAGACAGAGACCGUGAACGCGACCGUGAUCGUGACCGCGAUCGCGAGCGUGACCGUGACCGUGAUCGCGACCGUAUAGAAAGAGAUAGAAAUGAACGCGAUCGCGAUUUCCGAGACAGAGAUCGCGAUUACGGUCGAGAGCGGGAUCAAUCGAAUCCUGCUUUUUCUAAAACUUUCCAAGCUAAUAUUCCACCUAGAUUUUUAAAGCAGCAACAAAACAGACAACAGGAUGAUCAGCACAAUAAGGCAUGGGCGUUCUCUGGUAAGCCGGGCCCUCGGCGCCAGGAACCACCCCCUUACAACGCUCCUCGUCACGCAUCACACAAUGGACGACGUUCAUACUCAAGAGAUUAUUCAGAUCGCGAGGAUGAUUUCAGAAGAGAAAAAGAUGCACCUGGGCCGCAAUGGCGUUCCGAAAUGCAAGAUUAUGACAGAACUGGUAGAGACCACAUAGAAAGGUCUAAUUCCAAGGACUCUUAUAAGGAUUAUGGGGAAUACAAAGACAGAAAACCGACCGAUUUGCCCAGCGCCAUAGAAAGUUGCAAUAGAACAGCUGCUGAUAAAUUGACAGAAGUCUUUGAAAGAAAAAGUAUUGGUGUUGCUGAAUCUUUUGCUUCUUCCGAUUCAUCUCAAACACAAGUAUUGGAACGACGCAAUUCGCCACCUUCAAAUUCUUCUCAAAGAGAAUCAUCCGAGAGAGAUUUCGGUAAAACUUCUUGGGCUGAAGUAACCCAAGAAGAAUCUAGUAACUACUCCACUCUAAAAGGUCCUGUAGAAAAAACUGCGCCUACAGAAAGUGAACAGAUUGCAAAAGAGCCUACAAAGCAAUCUUCAAUGGAUAAUGACAUCAAAACGAUUCCACAACCAUUACAAACGCCUUCAGCUCCAUUGCCACAACAAGUACCAACACAGAUGAGCAAUACAUCGGCAGUUCCCUUGCAACUAAUACAAACCCACAAAUAUAACAAUAAUAAUCAAUCGUCUGGUACACAAAGCUUGCCUCAAAAUUUGCAAAUAACUCAAGUUAAUUCUUAUGCAAAUAACCAAGUUCCACCUACCACUCCUAUUACUCAAUCUCAGCCUCCACAGUCCGAAAAUCAAACACUUACUAAACCUACUAACCAAUCAUUACCUAAACCUGCUAAUGUUAAUGAAAAUUUUGCUCCUCCUCCAACUCAAAAACAAUCUGAACAAUUACUUGUACCUACUGCAAAUAAACCAAUGUUUCCAUCACAGAAAUCCGAGAGGGAACUUUCUGAGUCUGAAUCUAUUGCAUCUAAGUCGAGUACGGAUCCUUCUGGGUUAGUAGGUAUGAAAACAAUUGAAGGAAUUUCUGUAGAAUCUCUUCACGCUAAUGUCGAUUCGCAAAAGCGAGCGAGCGAUGAAAAACGUAAUGAACGAUUCAGCAACGAGCAGCUAAACAAAAUUCCUCCGAAGGAUCCUGUAGAGCGUAAGUCAAGUGGAUCGGGAUCUGAAAAGAAAAGUAGAGGGUAUGGUAGCAGCGGUUACGCUGUUUACAACAGAGGUUGGGGACCUAGAGAAUCUCGUGGGCGACGUUCUCACCGUAGCUCACGCUCUAAUAAUAGGGCCAGUGAAUCUGAUGGCUCUACUGAUGGAGCUCCAAAUUCUGAACGUAAAGAGAGACGCAGGGCUCCACGGAGUCCUCGUGGGCCCAAGAAAACUGAUAGACCUGAAGACUCCAAUCGCCCUAAUGCUUCCGAGCAUACGCCUUCGGUGUCCGAUGGCUUAGAAAAUAGGGAGCCGUUUGCACCACGAGGGCAACCUUCACGACGUGGGCGGGGAGGAUUCCAAGGUACAACGAGACCACCAGCGCCGGCUAAACGGGUCACAGGCUAUGGUCCUCCAAAUACUAAAAGUCCUUUCAGCCAAGCAAAUAGAGUUAAGGAUGAUGAAAUCAAUAAGGAUGGCUCACAGCCAGACGAAAAAGGCAAGGCUAACAACAAACCGCGAACUGGUUCUUCCACCGGUAGGGGUCGUGAUCGUCGGCCUAAAGGAGCUGGACCUCUUAGCGGUGAGGAUGAGAAUUGGGAAACGACAUCAGAACAUUCCGAAGGCGGUGGUAACACUGGCCGACAUCGAUCUGUAGGAGGUAGGCAAACAGGGCAAUCUCAAAAACCUCAAGGAGGACGUAACCAAAAUGCAGGCAACCGUCAAAAUAACAAUCGCAAUGCUCCGAACAAUAAGAAGGACGCUGCAGGUGAUAGCAAAACUACUGAAAUUACAGAGGCUAUGAUUGAUCUGAAGCUGUUAUCUGCUGUCAAGAAAGACGACGAAGUUGUGGACGACGGAUUCCAAGAAGUGAGGAAUAAAAAGAAUUCUAAGGACAUGAGGGGGCUACAGACAAAAGAUGACAUUCAACAAGCGCCAAAGCAACCUAGAUCUCACUCGAACCAAGGUGGUGGUAGGAAUGGAUCAUCCUCAAGGAAUUCUAGUGAUAAGUCAAAUUCUCGCGGGACAGCGUCUACAUCUGGUAAAUCUGGUUCACAAUAUGAGCGUCCACGCCAAGCUAACUUGGCGCCACGUUUUGUCAAACAAAGACAAAAGCAAAUGGGUCUGGUAACCGCAUUCGGUCCAGAUACAGGUGCGGCCCCACCACCGCCACCAGUAAACGCUUGGGAUAAGCCCAUUUCGCAAACACUGCGUGGAAAUGUCGAAGAACCUGCAGAACCUGUUGAAAACAAGUCGGGUCAAUCGAGUCAACGUAGUACUCCUGCAGAAACUAUAUCGGAAGUGAAACCAGCACCACAGGCCACUGUAUCUUGUGCUAUGGCUUCAGAAAAAGCUGGUGUACUUGACGGGACCACACCGCCUGUAGAAACUAUUAUAUUUGAGAAUACAAACUAUAAGACUGCUCCACCUGCCGAGGCCUUAAAACAAAAAUAUCAACCCAGCGCUAAUGCUGCCAAAACGCAAGGCGAAGAAAUUCCUGCUGAAAUGGAACCUAGAGCUUUGCCUUUCAAUGGGGACGUACGUCCUCGCCCGAGAUCUAUACAGGAACUCAUUGGCGAUAAUGGGAGACCAACAGGGGAUGGCGACGGUUCUUUGGCUAUACAGAUGUCUUUCGAAUCGUCUCAGAAACCUGAAGAUUCAUCUGACAUGAAGCUUGAUUUCGCCUUUGAUUCUGAUCUGGGGCAACUCACUGAAGAUAAAACUGCAAAAACACUUGGUUUACCGCGUGGUGUACACAUGAGUACAUCGAACACGAUUUCUCCUCUCGCUGCAGAUCUCAAUUUGAAAAUAGCAAGCGUAAAGAAAGUUUGGGAAAUGCCGGCAGUCGCCGAGGGAUCAGAAGAUUUACAGUUUGCUGGAUUUGAAGAGAACAAUACAGAAACUGGUGCACCGCCGAACGUUUGUAAAGUGAAACCGACGCAGCAGCUACAGUCGCCACCGCCUCAACACUAUAACCAUGUGGGUUAUCAAGGAGGUUACGGAGGCCUAUCGGUUCCCUCGCCACCUGCAGUUUUGUUUAACUCAUCACAGCAGUUAUUGGGGUCAUCACAACAAUUACAACAACAAGGCGGGUUGUAUGGUGCUUUCCUUGAUCAAAGUCGAGGGCAGUUUGGUGGAUUCCCUGGCACUCCUUAUGGCGCCGGUUCUGCUGCCCCAUAUAAUUAUCAGCCACCGCCUGACAUGUUCCAGAGCCUUCCAAGUCAAUAUAGAAUGGCGGCAGCUGCAGCAGCCGGUGGUGGUGCAGCCUUCGGUCAGUCGGGACAGAUCGCAAAUAGUCCGAACACUGUCCUAAUUUCCAGCACCUCCAACUCGCUCAUGUCAGCUACCGUCAAACCUUCGAGUCAGCAAAUUGGAGCUAUUGGAAGCAAAGGUGGCGGCGUAGGCGGCGUCGGCGGCGUGGGUGGCGUGAACACGUACCAACAGCAGUACCUCGGCUACUCGGGCCCCGUAGGCGAGGCGCCGUACUCUUUACCCGGGCUACUGCCGCGGCCUGCGCCCCCCGCCAGCUCCUACUACUCUCCGUACCAACCGCCCGCCGCGCCGGCACCGACUUACCCGCUGCAGUUCACGCAGCCAGCGCAGUCGGGCGCGUUCGGCUCGCAGUUCCUGUCCUCGCAGCUGCAGGUGGCGGCCGCGGUGCAGCAGAUGCAGCAGCAGCAGUAUCGCACGCCGAUGCAGCAGCAAUACGCGCCGCCGCAGCCGCGCCCCCCUCCGCAGCAGCAGCUCAAGAGUCCCUUACACGAGCAUGCGAACGGUUUCGCGCCAUUAUGCGACGCCGCAUCGCCAACGCCCAAAGGCGCGAAGCCGCAGAAGCCACCACACUCGCCGCCGCAGCACAAGUACCACGCGCAUCCGCCGCCCGCGCACACGCCGCACCAACACCCGCAUCACCAUCAACAACACCAGCAGCAGCAGAUGGUCGGUCCCGGUCCGGGGAGCGGCGCCGGCGGACGGUGCGGCUCGCAGCAGGGCGGCGGUGGCAUGCGCGGCACAAUGGUGGCGCCGCGCUACCCCGCGCCUAUCCAGCGUCCGCACGCGCCGCCCGCGCCCCUGCCGCUGUACCGUGCGCCCGCGCAACCGCCGCGCACGCACCACGCGCCCCGCCACAACCUGUACUACCACCACCAGCAGCGCAAUGGCAGCGGAGGUGGCGAGCGUGCAGCUGAGACAGGCGAGGCGCCGCCCGCCGUGGACGAGCCCGCCGAGCCGCCGCCCGCGCCCGACGCUCCGCCUGCCCCCGAGGUUAAGGCCGACUGAGCCCGCGGCAUCUCGCCCUCUCGCUCGCACCACUCCCAACUCGUUCACAAGUCGCCCACGUCGCGGUCACGGCGUUGACUUUAGGUUUUUCGGUAUUCUAAUUAAGUCGUAAAUUAUGGAAGUGAUUUAAGAUUAUUUAAGAUGCGCACGUGUCGCCGUGCCCGAUGCCCGGCGGCGCGGCUCGGCCACUCCGCCUCCGGCCCGGCGGUCGCUAGCUGCGCCCUGUUUGUAUAUAAAUAUUUGAUCGGACGGACAUCCGGCUGUCUACUUGACUGUUACAUUUAAGUAUAUAUAAACGCGAAAAGUCGGCGGCCUCGCUACUCGCGGCCGGAGUAUCGCGAGGACUACACGUCCGACUGACAGAUGCUGCCUCGAGACCUCUCAUUAGUGAAUAUGUAGCGACGGUUUUUGCAGAACGAAUGUCGAUGCAAUAUAAAUGAAUAAUAAAUGUAAUUCGGAGUGAAAGCGUACCGUUCGACGUUGAUCGUCGAGCGCACGUUUAAACUCCAUGUAUCAUAAUCAAUUAUUAUAUGCGAAUAAAAUUAUAAUGACCUA
Chilo suppressalis (striped riceborer) is the source of this 7130-nucleotide messenger RNA. The record is from the annotation of a GenBank genome assembly. Lineage: Eukaryota; Metazoa; Arthropoda; Insecta; Lepidoptera; Crambidae.